CCCUCACGAGUCUAUUUAUAAGAGCCGAGCGGUCCCAAACGCAGCCUCUCAAACAUUCCAUUCAGACAUAAAAAAGCAGUAAAUAAACGCGAGAGGAGGAAUGGAUUCUGCCGAGGCGACCAGACCCAGUUGUGCCAAGCCUGACGCUCGGUUGCUGACCCGCACAAGCCCCGCAGCUGCUUGCUGGAGCGAGUUCGUCACGGGCUAAAAUUCCUGAGGUCUAAAAUGCCUCCAGACAUCACAGCCUGCCAGGUGAUCUCACACACUCUGAACUCAAACAAAUUGUUGGUUUGCUCUGCUCCCUUUGGUCUCAGGAUGGCUAAAAGUCUCCCUCCACAGCCAAACGCUUCCACUUCUGUUGGAAAAAUGAACAUGGGAGCCAUGAUGGUUGCAAUGGACUGGCUGAGGAGGUUUUGGCACCUCUGGCAGAGUUACCCAGCAAACUUGAUGGCAGCUAUAUGGACAGGCAUUGCUCGGUGGGCAAUGCCCAUCUUGGAGAAGACAGUGAAACACUUAGAGGGGAAAGGAUUUGAAAGAGGAGGAAGUCAAUUGGAGACCCAAAACUUGAAACGUGGUCAUCUCGAAUAUCUAAUAAUGAGUAGCCGUGGACGGUCCACAGUAAAGGACACUGAGAGCUUGAUUGAAGAUGGAUACUUUGCAGAAUACAUGUCUGGUUUUGAAUGUGCUGAAAUUGAUAAGAUACACACAGAAGAGGAAGCCUUUUCUGAACUGUGUUUAAUGAGUCCUUCCAUAUUUUUGGACAUUGGAAGUUAUUGGGAAGGUGCUUCAAAGGAAGGCCUAGCCCUGAAGGACAUGGAGAAUUGCAGAGAUUUUUCCAAGGAGUGGCUGGAAGAUUGUUAUCAUCCCCAGAUAGACUCCAGGAUUGCUGGAGUUUUUGGAAAUAACCUGCAAGGUGAUUGCGGCCAAUAUGAAGAGAUAAAUGAUUUUGAAGGGGGUCUUUGGCAGAUCUUGGAAAGUACCUCUGUUUUCCAGAAAGAAAACAUCCAGAUCACAAACGAUGAUUUGUUAAUGCAUGAAGAGCAAAGCUUGGCGACUCCACUUGAUACCCCAAAGGUUGGCGAACAGCUUGAAAUGAAUGUGGAAAAUGAAGAUGAGGGUGCUAACAGCCUGCAGCCCACUUCUGCUCCGCAUGACCAAAAAAGCUCCCUGGUCCUUUCCUUGUUCUACAGUCCAUCAGAAGAAGAGGGGGAUGAAGAAGAUGAUUCAGACUGGUGGAGUGAGGAUGAGGUGGAAGCAAGUACACCUUUAGGAACAGCCUUACAUGACAGCAAUUCAGCAAAUGGGAUGGCUGGUUUUGAAGCAGAAGAUGAACUUCUUGAGAACCUCUGUGGGUCUUUCUCCAUGAACAAUGAUCCUUUCCACCCGCUCUGUUUUACUAAACCCAUUAAGGUUCUCAAGCUUCCCAGCUCUUCUCUACCUGAACCCAAAAACCAUGAAGAAAUCACUAUUUCUUUUUAUCUAAAACAACAAGAUUCUAAGCCUGAGCAAAUGUGUGGCCCUUCAAAACAACCUUGGCCUCGAAAGGAUCCAAGGGCUACCCACAGAAGAUCGAUUCAUAAUUGCUGCCAACCGGACACCAGGAAAAGCGAUGACACUGUCACCUCAUCCACUCAGGAUGGAAGCCAGGUGAUCAAGAAGGUUCGAUUCUCAUCUGUGGUCACCAUCCACCCAUUAAUUGCCUGGGAUUAUGCCUCCCGAACUGCCCGCCAGGGCCCCUGGGAGGAAAUGGCCCGUGAUCGCUGUCGUUUCCACCGGAGGAUUGCUGAGGUGGGGGCCAUCCUUCAGCCUUGCCUAGAGAUGGAACACCGGGACAAAAUGUGGAUGAAACUCCAUGGGGUUCAGGUUCAGGACUCUGCUACAAAAGAAGAUGACACAAAGGCGGAUCUCCUUUCCAGCCCUGCUAAGAUAAAGGAUGUGGGCUUCCAAAGUGUGGAAUGAAAUGGCUCUUCAAGAUGGCAACCAAACAGACAAACAAGGAUUAUAUGAUUCUGCUAACCAAUGUGUACGAUCCACUUGUCUGUAGCUGUGAAAUACCUUUAAAGUACUAUCUUCUUUGACUACAGUAUGGUGACAAAAAUCUGUAAUCUGGAUCCUGAAUAUUUUUAUCGGUGUGGUAGAGUGUUAACUAGAAAUGAAGGAUGUUUUCAGAAUACAUGCACUGAUUUUAAAGUACUACUGCUACUACCUCUGUCAAUUUUAAAGAGCAUAAACCAUGAACUCCUAUGUAAUAAUGCAAAUAUAUUUGUCUGAGAGAGGUUUUUCAAAAAAUAAUCAUGUUUACUGUUAUGUAAAUGUAUUGCACAGGCCUUGCAUAUUGUUGCAAUUGGCCUGUAAUUUGCAUUUGUAUUUAUGGGCCGAGGAAUGGAGAGCAGGGAUCUCAGAAAAACCUGUCUCUAAAAUGCCUCUUUUAAAUUAUCUCCUAGUUCAAUAAUAUUGUAAAAACAUGGGAUCCCACAGUUCCCUCGCAUAUGGGGAUUUGGCAUCCUGUUUCUUUGCAUAUACCAGAUCUCUCAAAGCUAGCCUUUGCUAUCCUAUACAAGAAACAAUUUGUAUUGACUUUUGCAUUUAAAUUUAAAGUGUGUGUUAAAUUAUUUGAGUGAAUUUCCCCCUGGUGGGGAGACUUUGUGGGUUUUUUCUUUAUAUAAAUAAACAUUGAUUUAAUCAUUAAAUUAUUUUUAUUAAAAACUCUUUCCCUUCCUUA
Molecule: messenger RNA, 2722 nt
Organism: Anolis sagrei ordinatus
Lineage: Eukaryota; Metazoa; Chordata; Lepidosauria; Squamata; Anolidae
Biological process (GO): response to endoplasmic reticulum stress
Cellular component (GO): endoplasmic reticulum; protein phosphatase type 1 complex
Molecular function (GO): protein phosphatase regulator activity
Source: RefSeq, a predicted model, not a curated record